Messenger RNA from Eubalaena glacialis (North Atlantic right whale), 3120 nucleotides. It is a transcript of the gene GTF2A2, whose product is annotated as general transcription factor IIA subunit 2. The record is from RefSeq and is a predicted model, not a curated record. Gene Ontology annotation, biological process: transcription initiation at RNA polymerase II promoter; RNA polymerase II preinitiation complex assembly. Gene Ontology annotation, cellular component: transcription factor TFIIA complex. Gene Ontology annotation, molecular function: RNA polymerase II general transcription initiation factor activity; TBP-class protein binding. Lineage: Eukaryota; Metazoa; Chordata; Mammalia; Artiodactyla; Balaenidae. Bases 175 to 504 code for a protein of 109 amino acids. The transcript has 5 exons.
CGUCGACACAGCGCCGCUUUCUCUGCGGCGGCCGGAGAGGUACUCUGGGGAAGUAGGUUCGUCCUGCUGGGUUCCUGGCCGACCCACUUCUGUCGGCUCCGAGGCGGGAAGCGCCUUUUCCACAGGAUAUCAAUGCAAGCCUGAAUAAGAAAAAGAAUUUCUCCCUCCUAAGCCAUGGCAUAUCAGUUGUACAGAAAUACCACUUUGGGAAACAGUCUUCAGGAGAGCCUCGAUGAGCUUAUACAGUCUCAACAGAUUACCCCCCAACUUGCCCUUCAAGUUCUACUUCAGUUUGAUAAGGCUAUAAAUUCAGCGUUGGCACAGAGGGUCAGGAACAGAGUCAAUUUCAGGGGCUCUCUAAAUACAUACAGAUUCUGCGAUAAUGUGUGGACUUUUGUAUUGAAUGAUGUUGAAUUCAGAGAGGUGACAGAACUUAUUAAAGUGGAUAAAGUGAAAAUUGUAGCCUGUGAUGGUAAAAAUACUGGCUCCAAUACUACAGAAUGAAUAGGAAAAAAAUGGCUUUUUAAUGCCAUCCUGUUAUUGUUCAUCAGUUUUUGAAGAGAAGCAUAGAAGAGACUUUUUUUUAAAUUUAUUCUAGCAUUGCAGAAAUGACUACACUGUGCCAUACUAUCAGAGAAUUCCACUAGAAAGAAGCUUAUAAUUCUGUACCUUCUUACAUUACCUUAUUAUACAGCAUGAAGAAACAGAACUUUUUUUUAACAACAAAUCAAACAUUGUGGCCUUCCUAGGACCAUUCUUUAAUAAAUUCAUUUUAAAACUCAAUGUGAGUAAUAACUGCUAGAGCUGCUAAGCUAGCAAUAUGGAGAUAGAUAUUAGAUAAGCAUUUUGAAAGAGCACUGUGUUCCUUGCAAAGGAAAUUAGAAAAAUGCAUUCAUUUCAGUAAAGUUAGUUUUUAUCAAUUGUUUGUUAGUUUAGCUGAUGAAAGCAUUAGCAGGGGGCAAGACCAAAAUUCCAGACUAGAACUUUCCUUACAAAAAUCAUUUUUUUAAAAGUACAAAACCAAGGGUAAUUAUUGGUGUGAAAAAUCUAAGUACAACUCAACUAGGAAAAAUUAAACAACAAAAUGUAGUCUUUACAUGUAAAUUUCUUAAAUUGUCCAUAUCAGUCAGGUUUCAUUUUUAGAAUAUUCUACAUCUUACCAGUUAUUAGACUUUCAAUAAAAAGUCCUAUUAAAUGUAGCCCAUAUCUUUGUGUACUUGAAGGAAAAAGUUUUGUCAAUCUAGGAAUAUAUGAUGAAGAAAGUGGCAUUUCUAAAAUGUCACAGAGGGAGAAUGUUUAUCAUGUAGUAGAAGUAGGCUUUUACAGCCCCAUCCUGUGGUCAUUCCCAAUUCAACCCUUUUCAAUGUGAAGCUGUCCUUUCACUCUCACUCUGCUGAGAGAUAAUUAAUAGAGUUAGCAGUAAUCAUCAGCAAAAUAGCUUUUCAUAAACCUAUUAAAGUACUAAAAAAGAUCUUUAUAUUGUGCACUGUCCCCCUAUUUUUUUAGCUGUAGAAGCAUGUUAUAUAAUAGGUUUCAUCAUUUUUUAAGUAAUCAGUGCUCAGGUCUGAUCUAUGUAAGAUAAUGGCCAACAUCACUAACUUCAUUAUCAGUGCUGUUUGUGUUACAUAUAUUCUUCUAGAUAAUCCUCACAACAGCCCUGGAAGAACUGUGUUCCCCUUUUACAGAUUUAGAAGCUUAAUUACCAAAGGUUACAUAAUUAGGAUUUUUCUUAAUUGCAAUGAGUCAAGAUCAAUACCUUUUUAUUUUGGAGGUUCAACAUAAUGGUUGGUUAGCAGACAGGUUAUGUUGAUAGUAAACUUACAAUGGUUGUAGAAAUUUCUGUUUCUUGAGUAAAUUAUUGUUUAAACUUUUUUCAUGUUAUUAACAGUCACUGAGAUCUUAAGAAAAGUAUAGGGCUGGAGGUGUAUACUUUGGGGGAUUUUAAAUCCUAUAAAUGAUGUCACUAGAUUGUGCUUUCAAACAUACAAAAGUAACAUUGACCUAGAUGAGUUUCUUUCUUACAGGAAAUGGUUGACUGCCAUGACCUACUAAUUGGAGUAAUGCCUUCGCACUCCUAGUAUUACCUCAGCACAUCAGUGUAGUCCUUGAUUUCUUAGAUUAAAACUAACUUUCAUCCCUGCAGCCCAUUCUGCAUAAUCUAUUCCAGUGUUCUCUUCCUGACCUUCCCUACUAAUGAGCACAUAGUCUGCUCCAGUUAAAUUUGAGAAGGAAACAAGCCAGAUCUCAGAUUUCUCUUUUGUCUUGGUUAUGCUGUUUCCUUCAUUUCUCAUGACUUUCCUUUCAGAAUCAAAAUCCUAUCCAUCAUUCAAAACUUAAACCCACUUGUAUCUGAGUACAACCCAUAUUGAGCUCUUCCCUUGUGAGCUCUUAACAAAGGAGUCAUGAGAAAACACAACAAAGGACAGGAAGAACUUACAUCACUCUCAGUACUCACUCAUACUCAUCCAGGUAACUGGUGUGGAAUACCUAGGGUUUAUAGUGUACCUAGGUGUAAACCCUAGGGAUUAUACCACAUUCCACCAGUUGAAACCAACUCUUGUACUUAGGACAGCCACCACAUACACACCUCUCUUUUCGCCUGGGCAGGAGUACAGAAAUCAUAGCCUGACAUAUCCUCCUCUCAGUUCUAAUUACUUGCAUACACAUGGCUAACAUUUGCAUAGUGAUAUAGGUGUUCUAAUCUUCCCACAGCAGUACUCGGACUUCACUGGAAAUUACAGAAGAGACACGGCCAGAGCUUACGGCCAAAGGUUUCCACUUUGGUGUAAGCUCUCCCACCUGGCCACAGGCUCCAGUGAUAAUAAGCUUACUUGCUUGUUAAUGUGGAAGAAGAAAAAAAGUCCAUUAAUUCAUCUAUUAGUAGGACUAAACAUAAAAUCUGGGCUUUGUGUGGUAACGUACAGUUGGUCCUGUCUCAAUGUAUUACUGAGUACUACUUUAACACCCAAAUAGUGGACAAAGAAUAGCUUCUUUGGGUUUAAUGCCUGACUGGUCAUUGUUUGGUUUGUUUAUAGUGAUCUGUCUUCAGCUGAUGUUAAGGGGAAAAAAAGUAUUUUAUCUCUUGGUAGACAUCAAUCCCAGUGUCAUAAGGUAUGUUAU